AUGGACGGCUCCGUGAAGUAUCUCGUCCUCUGCGGACACUUACUCGCCGUCGCCGCCGCUGCCCCCAUUGACUCUUCCCUAGAAGACAUUGCAGAAGUUAUUCAUUUUACCAACAAAUAUUUGGGCACAAAUUUCCUGUUUAAGCUCUUAAGGGCUGAAGAUGAUGGUAACUACUACGUUUCGGAAAACUCCACAAAAAUGAAGAGUCUGAAAUUCUUCAUAAAGGAGACGACUUGUCCGAUCUCUGACACAGAGGAUAAGGAAAACUGUGAAUUUAAACCUGUUGGGGUGGUGAUGGCGUGUGUGGCCGAUAUUAUUACUGAUCACCAUGAGAAAAAAAUCACAGGACAAUGUGUGAAAGAAAUCAACACACCGAAAGGAGCGCAUGCUAUGAAGAGGGAGCUUGCGGACAAAACACAAGGGACAUUUGAGAUAUCUGUGGACCUCAAGAAGACCCAUAAGGAGGAAUGUCUGGAAUGUAUCAUCACCCUCCUUCCGGAGCACCCCUGA
Hyla sarda is the source of this 510-nucleotide messenger RNA. RefSeq names its product cathelin-related peptide SC5-like. The record is from RefSeq and is a predicted model, not a curated record. Lineage: Eukaryota; Metazoa; Chordata; Amphibia; Anura; Hylidae. The coding region runs from base 1 to 510 and encodes 169 amino acids. Gene Ontology annotation, biological process: defense response. The transcript has 4 exons. Gene Ontology annotation, cellular component: extracellular region.